AUAGUUUAUCACCAAUACCACUAACCAUAUCAUGUCACAACCUCCUAAGAAGUCUACGAAAGUGAGGAAACCUCAAACCGAGGAGGAGUACCAGAUCCAACGACUGCAGUACUACGCAGAGGGUCCCUUUUUGAAUACAGAGAAUUGGUUGUAUGAAGAAAUAGAAAAUCAUCCUCUUGAUGAGAAUAGGAAGAGUGACAGAGUUGUUGUCAUUCAUGCUUGUGAAAAGGCAUAUUUCAACCGAGACUAUCACAAAUGCUUGGAGUUAAUACUGGCAGGAGAAACUCUUUUCGGGGUAGAUGGAACCACUGUUUCUAGAGCGCAAAAGCAAUCUGAAUAUGAGGCUGCUGGUAUAAAAGUUGCCAAAAGUGCAAAGAUUGAGAAACACAUUUUAGAGCUCUUGAGUAUAAAGGAGAGAUGCUUACAGAAAAUAAAUCAAGCUGAAUCAUAAUUAUUCCACAUAGCAUUCCCAUACACGUAAACUCCACCAUUACAUGUCAUCCUUAGCAUUUAUAUCAUUAUUAUUAUUAUUUAUUUGAUCCAUUAAUAAAACCAAUCUAUUUAAAUCCAU
Molecule: messenger RNA, 571 nt
Organism: [Candida] anglica
Lineage: Eukaryota; Fungi; Ascomycota; Pichiomycetes; Serinales; Debaryomycetaceae
Source: the annotation of a GenBank genome assembly